GGUCAGUGCUGUAAAAUGGGACGUUUUCAUGAAAUGCUAUAAAUUUCCAUCAAAUUUCACAGCGUUCUUUUUCAAUUUACUUGAUCAAUUCGAUUAAUUAUCAAAAUGAUGCUAACAAUACACGGGCUUCCCGUGAUGGUAAAAUAUCAUGAAUUGAAAGCAAUGAUAAAACAAGAAUGCAAUUUAAACGAUUUCAUCUUGGAUAACCUAACGGCAGACGUGGACGGUUACAAGAAGGUUCGCAUUGGCGUCGCAGAUGAAGCCGAAGGAGCACAUUUGUGCAAAUGCUUGAAUGGGUAUCGCAUGGGUGGAAGUGUGUUACGGGUUGUGCCGGUAGGAAAAGCGCCUAAUCAAACUAAUUUUGACCAAAGAGGUGGAUUUAUGCAUAGAAAUGAUAUUAUGCCAAAUCAGCAAGGAAACUAUGGAAACCAGCCUGGUAAUUUUGGUAAUCAGUUUAACAACCAGCCACAGGCUCAAAACCCCUGGAAUACUGGACCGCAAAAUAACCAAUGGAGUGGUAAUCAACCAGCUCAAAACCAAAUGCUUCAAAGCAAUUUUGACUAUCAACAAAGACCGGGUCACCAAUUUUCGGGACAGCAAUCAUCACCUAUGGGCCAUGGUACUGGUAACAAACCUUUUGGGCAGUCUGGACCAGCAUUCAACCAGAAUAGAUCAGGUCCAUCAGACCAAGGAUUUGGCUUUAUUCAAAAGCCCAACGUACAGCAAACAGUACCGCAAAUUCGCUCUGACCGUUCCCAUGUGCUACGUAGUGUGGAUAUAGUCCAGAGCCCUGUGCAAUCUAACAGAUAUGAGCAAAAAUAUGAUCAAAACAAACCAGGACCGAGCCAAUUUAAUACACCGCAGCAGGGAUAUCCUCAAGGGUCUAUACAACCUGUGCCAUGGAGCAAACUGCAGCAGAAGUCGCCGUUUGGAAAAUCGGACGUUCCACCGUUCGAAGGCGACCAACGUCAGAUGCCCAAGGAUUUCGAUAAAAGUUCUGUGUCUCACGGUUCACAUGAUCGUAGACUUUCACCGCAAGAUCGAAGAUUGCCACUGCACAGUACUGGAGGACUGCUGAGGCCCCCAGAUCGUAGAGUCUCACCUGGACGAAGAAUCUCGCCUGGAAGAGGAAUUUCACCUCCUGGAAGAAGGAUGUCUCCGGGGCGAAGGAUGUCACCGAGUGACAGACGUGCUCCCAUACGUAAGUCUCCAACCAGAAGCUCUCCGCUCAAGAGGACUUCCCCGGGACGCCGACUGCCUUCCCCUGGGAGAGACAAUUUAAGGUACUCUCCUAGCCGUCGGCACGACAAGCCUGAUUUCGGUGGAUCCAAAACAAUUCGACCCGCUUACGAAACUGAAGCUAAGGCACCGAAUCAAGCUAUGUACUCAGAUGGUUACCGUCCGAACGUACACGACAACGUGACAUACCCGUCACGUCAAAAUGACCAGAGAAGUGCUUCCUGGCAAGACAGGGAUAAGAAUACGUUUCUGGGAGCCAAGAAACAGGACGACGAUAGAAGAAUGGUUAGAGGAACCGAACCAGAAGCAAAACAUUCUCCGAUUCAUAAGUCUAGAUCGCCGAACCGCAGAGAUGUAAGGGAGAGAUCGCCUCUCAGGGACCGUUACCGAAGGCAUUCACCGUCGCCCCGAUCGCCGCGUCGAUCCUGGGCUUUAGAGAAACGACGCAGUCCUGAAAUAAGUGAAGCUCCUCCUCCUCCUGUUUGGCCAGGACAAUCCCAAGAAGGUCCCUAUCCAAGAACAACUGGUAAAGCAGAUGGCACCAAACAUAUUCCCGUUUGGGACCAUAGAACAUAUGAAGAAACAGAAGCUGCGUUGAGACGCGAGAAUCGUCCGUACGAUGAAGAACAAAUGCGAAUUAGACGAGACGGGGGACGCAGAGACGAGAUUCCACCCUCGAAUCGAAGAGAGCCUUCUCCUAGACGACACGACUUUAAGCCGCAAGAAGAAAGGAACAGGGACCCAAAAUUUGAACCUCGCGACCCUAAAUUUGCACCCCGUGAUCCUAAGUUUGAUCAUCGUGAUCCCAAGUUCGAAAUGCGGGAACCGCAAGUUACCAGAUUUGAUCAACGUGAUCCUAAAUUCGAAGGACGUGGUCCUGAAUUUAGACCACGCGAUCCUAAGUUUGAAGAACGUGACCCCAAAUUUCAACCACAUGAGCCUAGAUUUGAACCACGCGAUCCUAAAUUUGAAAGCCGUGCACCUCAUUUCGAACCUAGUGAACAACGAAACUCGAGAGACCCGAAGUUAGAUUCACGUGAACCGAGAUUUGAACACAGAGAUUCAAAGUUUGAUAUGCGCCAUCCAAAAUAUGACUCGCAAGAUUCUAAGUUUGAAACACGUGAUCCAAAAUUUGGACCACGUGACCCUAAUUACGGACCACGGGACGCUAAGUUUGAACCACGCGAUCCUAAGUUUGAACCACGCGAUCCUAAGUUUGAACCACGCGACCCGAAGUUUGAACCACGCAACCCGAAGUUUGAACCACGCGAUCCGAAGUUUGAACCACGCGAUCCCAAGUUUGAACCACGCGACCCGAAGUUUGGACCACGCGACCCGAAGUUUGGACCACGUGAACCGAAGUUUGAACCACGUGGUCCGAAGUUUGAACCACGCGACCCGAAGUUUGAACCACGUGGUCCGAAGUUUGAACCACGUGACCCGAAGUUUGAACCACGCGAACCGAAGUUUGAACCACGUGACCCGAAGUUUGGACCACGCGACCCGAAAUUUGAACCACGCGAUCCGAAGUUUGAACCACGUGACCCGAAGUUUGAACCACGUGACCCGAAGUUUGAACCACGCGACCCAAAGUUUGAACCACGCGACCCGAAGUUUGAACCACGUGGCCCGAAGUUUGAACCACGCGACCCGAAGUUUGAACCACGCGACCCGAAGUUUGAACCACGUGAUCCGAAGUUUGAACCACGUGAUCCGAAGUUUGAACCACGGGGCCCGAAGUUUGAACCACGCGAUCCGAAGUUUGGACCACGCGAACCGAAGUUUGAACCACGCGACCCCAAGUAUGGAUCACGUGACCCUAAUUACGGACCACGCAGCCCAAAGUUUGAACCUCGCGAUCCUAAAUUUGAACCGCGCAGGAAUGAAUUUGCGGUUGGUUUCGAUAAACCCCAACCGCGUGAUCGCGACUAUGAACCACGCGACCCUAAAUUUAAACCUACAUUUGAACCCCUCGAUCCCGACGAUCGAGAGCACGAGCUAGACUUUGGACGCGAUCCCAAAUACGGAUCUCGGGAUCCGAAAUUUGAUUCUGACUAUAAGGAUCGACGUGCACAUGACAUGCCUGAGAGAAAAUCUUAUGCAGAUAGAGAUGAUUUUAGAGAUAAAAGGCGGGAGCAAAAUCGAGAUGAAAUACACAGACGGGACGAGAGGAAAGAAAUUCGCAAGCCGCGAGAUCCAAUCGACGAGGAGUUCGAAGAUAUCUAUAAGAGAACUCUCGAAUUCAAACAAAAGGUGGAAGAAUUGAAACGCGUAGAAAGAAAUAGGGAAGAUUACCCACGAGACGGGCGUCGCCGCGACGCCGACGAUGAUAGGCAUAAAAAAGAUGAAUCGGACCGUCCGUAUCGCGACGAUUAUCACAAAAUGGACUUAGAACGCCGCCCCCAUGAAGAUCGCCCGCGUUCAAGACACUCUGAUGAGAAACGAGAACCAGAAUGGAAGCCUCGUGAUAUGAUUCCGAGGAAAAUGUUUUUACCAUCGGGAGUUAAAGCAAAGCGCGACAAAGCAGUAGAAGAAAUUGUCAACAAGUUAAUGCAUAAAUAUGGGAACUUUGAGAUGACAGAAGAAAUGAAAAACCGUGUCAACGAGGAAUUGAAAUUGUCUAUAUCGAGGAUCAUGUACGAUAUGUUCGGUAAUGAGGACAUAUCUUUUAUAGAGUUAGUUGUGAAAUUUAACUCUAAACAUGGCCAAAGGGAAGAAGUCAAGAUUUUUGAAGACGUGAUGUCAUGUUUCCCAAAACAUAACAGGAUUUUGAAGAGACCAGCACAGGACACCAACAAAAGUGAAAUUCCUGAGAAGAGUUCUAGGGUUACGGCUAACACUCACGUGGAACAAGGAUCGAAACGUUUCGCUCGUCCGGGAAGAAAGCCGGUCGCUGUAACGAGGAAAACCGUCGCCAGGACAAUUGCAGCAAAACCUAAAUCGGUGGAUGAUCCGAAGAAAAUCGCUCCGCCGUUAUCUGUGAAACCGAACGCUGACGGCUGUUACGAGCUCGACGUGACCACAACUCGGGCGCUCGUCGACGAACUACAGAAGGUCAUGAUAAAGGUUUGGCAAGUUUUACCAGACGAAGCACCAACCGAUGAGGAGACUAUGGUUGUGGAGACCUUACGGAAUGAGGCCAGCGAUGACCUCAGGAAUACAUUGGGACUGAACAUUACAAAGAGGUUGCUGAACAAAUUCAAUCCUUUGAAUGUCAAAGUACAUUUCUCCACCAAACCCGAAAGAAAGUAUUUGCAAUACUUCCUGAAGCGAUACAACUUCGUCGCGUUCAAGCGGAUCCUGAGGGUGACCAACACUUUCGCCGCCCAAGUGAAGACCAUCGCAGACUUCGACGACUUGUGCAGCACCAAAAAUAUAUACUGCGGCGCAGCCAAGAUUACAAUAGCACCAUGCUAUAGAUUUACCCAAUGUCCCAAGAACAUAAAAACCAUAUAUGGCACUCCAGAAGAAGAUAAUAAUGCUUCUAGUAAUACGGAAGGACAGGAGCAUAUGGAAUCUUUUGAUAGUAAAACGGAACCAAAAGACACCAACACUGAAAAAGAAAAACAUCAACCAAAAGAAACCAAAGCUGAAAUAGAGAAUUUGCAAGAAAUUCCUUCUAAUAACACUGACCAAAAGAAAGCCAGCGAAACGAUAAAUAAGAAACUGGAUGAUAACAAAUCAUCUAGCAAAACAGAUACUAUGAAAGCAGAUGAAAAUGCCUCAACAGUUACUAAAACUGGCAAUUCUAAUGUUAAUAGGAAAACUACAGAUGCUAAAAGUAAUAUCCAAGAAACUAAGGUUGCAUCUGAAACUAAAGCAAAGACCGUGGAAAACAAAACACCCAUUAAAUCUAGUCCAAACAAUUCAAAUACUAAUAACACUGCAAACAUCCAAACUCAAAGUACAGUUUUAAAUAAAAAGAACGAAACGAGCAAUACUUCCGCCAAAAUGGCUGAAGAUAAUAAAACUACAGUAAAGAAUACAAACGCUACAAAUAACAAGACUGCCAGUGCUUCUUCCAUAAAACAAAGUAGCAAUAAUACUAAUACUGUUUCAACUACAAAGCCAAAUGAUAAUAAAAAUGAAACUGUUUCAAAAACCCCAAAAGUUGUUAGUGCUACGAAAUCCAUAGAUGUACAAGAUACUAAACCUGCAACGACAGUCAAGACUCCCAAUACAAAAGUGGGUAAUAAUAAUACUACUGCAACUACAGCAAAUGCCAAAAAUAUUAAUAAACCCACUGGCAAACCUGCAAAUGUCACACCUUCAACUAAGACUAAUACUAAAAGUGUUCAACCUUCAACUAAGGCAAAUACUAAAAGUGUUCAACCUUCAACUAAGACUAAUAUUAAAGUUGCGGGCAAAGUUACAGAAACCAAAACUGUCACAAAUACUAAACCAAAUACAAAACAAGUAGUCAAAAAAGCAGACACAUCUAAUGUUAAAAAACAAUCUGACACAAAGAAGACAUCGAAAGGGGAUGAUUUUGAAGAAUUAGAUGACAAUGAGUUGUACCAAUAUCUUAUGUCUGCAGGAAUCGUGUUAGACGAAUGUAGCGGUUCUGAUGACGAAUAGCUUUAAGUUUAAAAUAAAAAUAAAGUUAAGAUGGGAAUAUAUUAUAUCACAAAACUGUUUAUUGAUUUAGAGGAAAAUAAAUGACUAAAUGAU
Messenger RNA from Chilo suppressalis (striped riceborer), 5910 nucleotides. Lineage: Eukaryota; Metazoa; Arthropoda; Insecta; Lepidoptera; Crambidae. The record is from the annotation of a GenBank genome assembly.